AUGGCCAAACCAACCAUCAUCGGACUCUACGGCAUAUCCGGCUCCGGCAAGUCGUAUCUACUCAACCACGUCAAGACCGAAAUAGCACUCCAGGCCCAACGCUUCGCCUUCUAUGACGGCAGCGAGGUGCUCGCGCACGUCACGCCCGGCGGCCUUGACUCCUUUAAGCUCCUCGAUGCAGCUGCAAAGCAAAGCAGAAUCGAAGCCGCGCUUGCCCUCAUCACCCAGACAUGUCUGGACCGAGGUGAAACGGCUGUCGUCGCGGGGCACUACAUGUUCUGGAACCCCGGCGUCGUGGUCGCGGUCGAGAAGGACUGGCAGACGUACACUCACAUCGUCUAUCUCGACACGGCCCCAGGCGUGAUUGCGCAGCGCAUCAGCGCAGAUUUGACGCGGCACCGCGUUGUCGUCGAUGAGGAGGGACUGCGGUCCUGGCAGAACAAGGAGAAGGAGGACUUACGCGCCAUUUGUAGAGAGAAGGGAAUUAUAUUCACGACGCUGCGAGAAAAGCCAGGAGAUACAAAUGCGGCUUACCUCGCCCACGCCUCGACUCUGCUCAUGGACUUAAAAUGCCACACCGAAGCCGCGAAUCUUGCCAACGUAGAGCGCGCCUUGGGCCUCGCCCUACCGCACCUGAACGACCUGGAAAAAGUCCUGCUCUUCGACGCAGACAAGACGCUCGCGCCGCAGGACACUGGCACCCUGUUCUGGGAACUCGCUGCGACCUUCCCGGCCUGUCCGCUCAAAGCUCUCUUCACAGCUCAGCCAUACUCGUACCACUCGUUCCGCCAGGCCGCGCUGUUGUACGAAGAAGAGGCGCCACGCUUCGACGCGCUGUGCGACCGCGUCGCCGCCACCGUCGACAUGUACCCCGAGAUGAAGGCACUGCUUGCGCGCGCGGCCACAGAGCCACACGUCGGUGUCGUGCUCGUUACCUGCGGGCUGCGCCACGUGUGGGAGAAAGUACUUGCGCGCGCCGACCUCUCCCACGUCUCCAUUAUCGGCGGCGGACGCCUGUCCGACGGCUACGUCGUCACGGGCGCAGUGAAAGGCCACAUCGUCGACCUGCUGCACGCGCAGCGAAUCCGCGCAAUUGCCUUUGGUGACAGCCCGCUCGACAUGCCCAUGCUGCAGCGCGCAGACGAAGCGUACGUCGUCUUCAGCGACAGCUGCUCCAUGGACGCCGCGCUCACCGCCGCGAUCGCACGCGGAUACACAUUCGCCCAGGUCCUGGGACCCGCUGCGUCCACCGUCCUGCCCUCUGUCUCCCUGGAAUGCCAUCGACCUCGCCCCGCGUCGCAAUCUCACACUCGCCCACCCGACCACCGCGCACCUUCCUCGGCACGCCCACGCGCGACGCAGCGCUCACGGACCAUGCGCUGCGCGCCGCUCACGCAGACAUGGGCUACUACCUCACGCUCGCGCACGUGGCACCGCUGCUCGGCCUAG
Pyrenophora tritici-repentis Pt-1C-BFP is the source of this 1449-nucleotide messenger RNA. RefSeq names its product SerB, Phosphoserine phosphatase. Lineage: Eukaryota; Fungi; Ascomycota; Dothideomycetes; Pleosporales; Pleosporaceae. Gene Ontology annotation, molecular function: L-phosphoserine phosphatase activity; magnesium ion binding. The record is from RefSeq and is a predicted model, not a curated record. Gene Ontology annotation, cellular component: cytoplasm. Gene Ontology annotation, biological process: L-serine biosynthetic process; dephosphorylation.